This is a messenger RNA of Trichophyton rubrum CBS 118892, 2147 nucleotides long. RefSeq lists its product as uncharacterized. The transcript has 3 exons. The record is from RefSeq and is a predicted model, not a curated record. NCBI's taxonomy places the organism in Eukaryota, Fungi, Ascomycota, Eurotiomycetes, Onygenales, Arthrodermataceae. Bases 146 to 1675 code for a protein of 509 amino acids.
CAGCAGUUCGUAAGGAAGAAGGAAGAAAGAAGACGUUAGUGCGUGUAUAACCCGCUUGACACACGCUGGCACUUGUGUCCGCGGCAAGGCAGCGUCCAGGGUUGAUUGUCUGGCUGUUAAAAUCCUACCCUACCGAUCCCUAGCCAUGUCGAACAACCCUCCACCGCCAUCCUUUGACCGGGACUCUUCUCACGACCUGACGAGCUUCCAGACCAUCGCCGCAAGAAUCCGGCAGUUGAGAGAUAUCAUCUCCGAAAUGGACGAAGACCGGAGUUUCUUUCUGCAUGCCCUGGACCGCUCUCUGCAAGAGUAUAACACCGCAGAUUCGACCGUCGACCCCCAGGCCAUCAGUAACUCUUCUUCGGAACCGCUUCCCACACUGAGUCAGACUCUACAACGACACGUUAUCUCGCAGAGGGAGGCUCGGAGACAAGCCAGACAGUCACAGCAGCAGCAGCAGCAGCAGCAGCCUCAUCCACCUCCACCGCCGCCGCCGCGCCCUCCACUGCAGAGACAGGAGUCUCUCGCCUCCUUGGCUUCCUUGCAGCGUGCAGAGCGUCAGUUCCGGCAGGCAAUCGCCAGUAUUGGGGCUGUAGAGUCGACACCACGGCAGCCUGAACGGUCAUCUGCUAGAUCCCCACCCACGGACUCGAUGUCAGACCACCGCCAGUCAAAGCGCCGAAAAAUCGACGCUGACGAUAGCAGAGAUACCACCAAGGGGUUCAGCUACAGCCACUAUGGCCAGGCCACCUCGGUGCCGCUGGAAAUGGAAGUCCAUAGCUGCAAGGGAGGUAGUGCCGAACCCGACAGACGAGGGAACUCCCCAGACCAUAUUCUGGUCAACGAUGGUGUCGCCUACCGGGCACAGGGCGGUUUCUGCAACAUCGUCCUUAGGCACCGUGGCGAAAUACCUUUCUCGCUGAAGAAGCUGAUCAUCAAGACUCCCAAGAGCGGAUGCCACGACGAGACGAAUGUCCGAGAAGGAACUGUGAGUAUAGCCAUGGACUCUGACUCACGUUUCCUUCGCUCGGUAGCCAGCUGUACCGCCGAUUCUAUGCCUGGGUUCCCAUCCCGCCGGCCCCGUCGUCGGAACGAACAGUUAUCCCCCUUCACAGCAGCGGCCAUGGGAAAUAACAGACGACCAGAGACUUCAGCUUCAAUCCUUCGUGCCCGUAUGCUUCGAACCCGCGCCAGCCAGCAGCAGUACCAAGCGUUCGACUACCCCCCGUUCAGCGGCAUUGACGUAGAAGACAAGUCUGACGACGAAUCAACCCAGCUGGACGCCGCUCGCGACCAACUGGCCCUUUCUGACACUGAACCAUCCAAUUCGCGCGAUAGUUCCCCGAACCACGAUGGCAGUGACAGCGAGAGCAGUGACGGCAUAUCCGGUGUGGCCGAGGCACUGGCCCAGAACCUAGAUAGCCGACAACGCCAGCUUCUUGAGGCCCUCGGCGUUCGUGUGCCGUAUAUGCAGGCUAGACCAUCGCAUCGGCACCGAGCACUCUCACCCACGACCGUCUUUGCUCGGCCAGCUGCUGAGACAGGACAAAACCAGGAGUCCGAUACCAUGCAGCCUGUCGCUAGAUUCGCGAUCGAACACGAGAGAGCCGCUGUACAGAUCAGAUUUAAUCCUCCAGUGUAUGUCCUUUUGUUCGUUCUCUUCAUUAACACAUGACAUGUUUCUUCUAACUCGAUAUAGGUCUGCACGAUACAUCCUUAUCAAGAUGUGGGCUCCCUACAACCCCGGCCGGAUGGAUAUUGAGAGCAUCAUUGCCCAUGGUUUUGCAGGGCCACGCUUCUUCCCUUCGCAGGAACCGAGAUAGCCCCUCUAUCCAUCCAUCUUCUCCACUUAAUGUGCAUUUUUCUACUUUUUCUUUAAUCUCUCACCAACAUGGCUACCUGUGUCAUGCUGUUGAUCAUCAACUCUUAUGUCCAUUCAGCGUUUUCUGAUGUUAACGAUGCACAUAUACCAUGCUCACAUCUAUACAUAUGUAUUUUCUGCGCUUAUCUAGGCGGAAGGCAUGUAGAAGCGGAAUUAAUAAAUGGCCCCCUUUUUCUCUUUAUAAAGACAGGUCAAUAAGUUACAUAAAUAAAUAUAGGGAAUAAAGAGAAAUGGAUUAAACUCUGUAAUACUAGUUGACUCUAGC